AUGGAAACUCAAGAAAAGCCACUUUCCGUGGAUGAGGAGUACGAUUUAUGGAAAUCCAAUGUGCCAUUAAUGUAUGAUUUUGUUAGCGAAACGCGUUUAACGUGGCCAUCUUUAACCGUCCAAUGGCUCCCUACACCUGUGCAAGAACCAGAAAUGGGCUUUAUCAAACAGGAAUUAAUUAUUGGUACGCAUACGUCCGGUGAAGAGGAGAAUUAUCUAAAAUUUGCAGAAAUCAACCUUCCUGAGGAAAUCUUGAACAAUGAAGAUCCACAAGAAGAAGCCGAAGAGGACGAUGAGGCCUCUGUUCCCGCUCCCAGAUCGAACAUCAAAAUCAUCACUAAGUACAAGCACGAAGAAGAAAUCACCAGAGCCCGAUAUAUGCCCCAGAACCCUGACACUGUGGCUACCAUAAACGGACAGGGUACAGUUUUCAUAUAUUCUCGCUCAGAGGGCCUUCAAUCUACACUGAAAUUUCACAAAGAUAACGGGUAUGCUUUGUCGUUUAGCCCUWUAGUCAAGGGUCAAUUGUUAUCCGGUUCAGACGAUCAUACCGUCGCCCUAUGGGAUGUGAAUGGUAGCAGUGAUUCAACAAGACCAAUACGAACUUGGAGUGAUUUGCAUUCUGAUAUUGUUAAUGACAGUAAAUGGCAUAAUUUCAAUAAAGAUUUAUUCGGUACUGUUUCAGAAGAUUUUCUUUUGAAAAUCAAUGACCUGAGGGUAGAAAAUACCACUACUGGUACUACGAAGUGUUCACAACCUUUUAAUGCAUUAGCGUUUAGUCAUCACUCUUCAAAUCUUUUGGCGGCUGCAGGUACAGACUCACAUGUUUAUUUAUAUGACUUAAGAAAUAUGAAAGAACCAUUGCACCAUAUGUCAGGCCAUGAAGACGCGGUGACUAAUUUAGAAUUUUCACCCCAUGUGGAUGGCGUGGUCGUUUCUAGUGGUUCCGAUAAUAGGUUGAUCAUGUGGGAUCUGAAACAAAUUGGUGCAGAGCAAACUCCUGACGAUGCAGAGGACGGUGUUCCUGAAUUAAUCAUGGUCCACGCAGGUCAUAAAAGUGCCGUGAAUGAUUUUGAUUUGAACGCACAAAUACCCUGGUUGGUGGCAAGUACUGAAGAAGAGAAUAUUUUACAAGUUUGGAAGUGCUCGCAUAGUUUACCAGUUGUAGGGGGUCCGCCAAAAGUAAGCAUGGACAUGAUUAGUUAA
Molecule: messenger RNA, 1206 nt
Organism: Saccharomyces eubayanus
Lineage: Eukaryota; Fungi; Ascomycota; Saccharomycetes; Saccharomycetales; Saccharomycetaceae
Gene: HAT2
Product: Hat2p
Exons: 1
Coding region: 1-1206 (401 amino acids)
Biological process (GO): regulation of gene expression
Cellular component (GO): cytoplasm; Rpd3L complex; nucleus
Molecular function (GO): histone binding
Source: RefSeq, a predicted model, not a curated record